AUGCAGGUCCUCGGCUCCCUCCAAGAUCCCAGAACCAAGCACCUGCACCUGCACCUUGCUGCGUAUUCGCCCUUUCGAGAAUGGCUCGUGGCAGUGAUUUGUCUGCACGCGGCAUCGUUGGUUUACCUUGCACACUACGGAGUACUAGGGCCUGGGUUUGCUUACGGGGCCUCUUCCAUUCUUACAAGCUUUAGCUUUUGGAUAAACAAAUCAAGACGCUCUACCAAUGCAUUCCCCGCGCGUCAACAGCAAUUAGCUCCGCCCGCAGAGUUCAGGCUUGUCAGGCACAUGGAUAGCAGAAGAGUGCAGGAAGAAAACGACUCGGAGGCCACGGGGCGGCAGCAGCAACAACAACAACAACAACAACAGGGGUUGCCAGCGAGGGAGGAUGAGAAGAAGAAGAAAAGAAAAAAAGAAAAGUUGAACCCCUUUGCCGAUGACGUCUUGACGACCCAGCAAGCUCUGUCGAUCACCAAAAUCCCCCAUUGCCUCUCCACGCGCAUGGCUACGAGGAUCUCGACUUUUGCGGAGGGAUCGUUGAAUCCGGGCGGCCAUGAGAGAAGAAGCCGCUCGACCGUCUCCCCCAGACCAAGCCCUGGGACUCCGCCUGACCCCACAUGGCCAUGA
Trichoderma virens Gv29-8 is the source of this 627-nucleotide messenger RNA. RefSeq lists its product as uncharacterized. Bases 1 to 627 code for a protein of 208 amino acids. Lineage: Eukaryota; Fungi; Ascomycota; Sordariomycetes; Hypocreales; Hypocreaceae. The transcript has 2 exons. The record is from RefSeq and is a predicted model, not a curated record.